Messenger RNA from Oryza sativa Japonica Group (Japanese rice), 4227 nucleotides. Its product is annotated as pentatricopeptide repeat-containing protein At1g09410, mitochondrial. Gene Ontology annotation, molecular function: zinc ion binding; protein binding. Lineage: Eukaryota; Viridiplantae; Streptophyta; Magnoliopsida; Poales; Poaceae. The record is from RefSeq and is a predicted model, not a curated record.
CGAAAAAAAAAAGAAAAUUCACGCUUUUACCACCACCAUCUCCGGCGAUCCGGAGCAGGGGCGAUGGCGGCGCGGGGCUGAGCUCCAGCGGCUUCUCCGGCUCGGAGGCGCGGGUGCCCCCCCAGAGACAGUCUCCACCACUCUCUCUCUCUCUCUCUCUCUCUCUCUCUCUCUCCUACAGUUGGUGGCGCGCGAAUGGCUUGCCGCCUGCUUCUCCGCCGCUGCCUCUCAGCCGCGGCCGCCUCGUCGGCGGCGGCGCGGUUCGCCGUGAGGCACGCCCACGGGGAGCUUGAAGUGAGCGGAUGCAGCGCCCGCAUCCGCGAUCUCGGCCGCCUCGGCCGCGUGGGGGAGGCCAGGGAGGUGUUCGACGCGAUGCCGCGCCGGGACAUCAUCGCCUGGAACUCCAUGAUCUCUGCCUACUGCCACAACGGGAUGCCCGACGCCGCGAGGGACCUCUACGACGCCAUCUCCGGCGGGAACAUGCGCACGGGCGCCAUCCUCCUGUCGGGCUACGGCCGCCUCGGCCGCGUGCUCGAGGCUCGCAGGGUGUUCGAUGGAAUGCUCGAGCGGAACACCGUGGCGUGGAACGCCAUGAUCAGCUGCUAUGUCCAGAACGGGGAUAUCACUAUGGCACGAAGGCUGUUCGAUGCAAUGCCGAGCAGAGAUGUCUCAUCAUGGAACUCGAUGCUUACUGGGUAUUGCCACAGUCUACAGAUGGUGGAUGCAAGGAAUCUGUUUGAGAAAAUGCCAGAGCGCAAUUUGGUUUCGUGGACAGUAAUGAUUUCUGGGUACGGUCGAAUCGAGAACCAUGGGAAGGCUUGGGACAUCUUCUGUAAGAUGCACCGUGAAGGACUGCUACCAGACCAGUCCAAUUUUGCCUCUGCGCUCUCAGCAGUUAAGGGUCUUGGAAACCUUGAUGUUCUAGAGAGCCUCCGUGUUCUUGCCCUCAAGACAGGCUUUGAGAGGGAUGUGGUCAUCGGCACAGCAAUACUAAAUGUGUAUUCAAGGGACACGAGUGUGCUUGACACUGCAAUAAAAUUCUUUGAGAGUAUGAUUGAAAGGAAUGAGUACACAUGGUCAACCAUGAUUGCAGCUUUAUCUCAUGGAGGCCGAAUAGAUGCUGCUAUUGCUGUCUAUGAAAGAGACCCUGUAAAAUCAAUUGCUUGUCGGACUGCACUUAUCACAGGCCUUGCUCAAUGUGGUAGGAUUGAUGAUGCACGGAUUUUAUUUGAACAGAUUCCAGAACCUAUUGUUGUGUCCUGGAACGCCCUGAUUACUGGGUACAUGCAGAAUGGAAUGGUUAAUGAGGCAAAGGAGUUGUUUGAUAAGAUGCCUUUUCGGAACACAAUAUCUUGGGCUGGGAUGAUUGCGGGGUAUGCACAAAAUGGGAGAAGUGAAGAAGCUCUGGGUUUACUUCAAGAGCUCCAUAGGAGUGGGAUGUUGCCUAGCCUAUCUAGUUUGACUAGUAUCUUCUUUGCUUGUUCAAAUAUUGUGGCACUUGAGACAGGAACACAAGUGCAUUCCCUUGCAGUAAAGGUUGGUUGCCAGUUCAAUAGCUUUGCAUGUAAUGCACUCAUUACUAUGUAUGGCAAGUGCAGAAACAUGGAGUACGCAAGACAAGUAUUCAGCCGAAUGGUAACUAAGGAUAUUGUGUCAUGGAACUCUUUCCUUGCUGCACUUGUGCAGAAUGAUCUGUUGGAUGAGGCCAGAAACACAUUUGACAAUAUGCUCAGUCGGGACGAUGUUUCUUGGACUACCAUAAUAUCUGCGUAUGCACAUGCUGAGCAAUCCAAUGAGGCCAUGGGGGCUUUCAAAACAAUGUUUUGUGAACAUGAGUUACCCAACUCACCAAUUUUAACUAUACUUCUUGGUGUAUGUGGGAGUCUAGGUGCUUCUAAGAUUGGGCAGCAAAUCCACACUGUAGCUAUUAAACUUGGAAUGGAUUCAGAACUUAUAGUAGCCAAUGCUCUCAUAUCAAUGUAUUUCAAGUGUGGCUGUGCAGAUUCUCGUAGGAUUUUUGAUCUAAUGGAGGAGCGAGAUAUUUUUACAUGGAAUACCAUCAUUACGGGUUAUGCACAACAUGGGCUUGGAAGAGAAGCCAUCAAGAUGUAUCAACAUAUGGAAUCUGCUGGGGUGUUACCGAAUGAGGUUACCUUUGUGGGGCUUUUAAAUGCAUGCAGCCACGCUGGUUUGGUAGAUGAAGGAUGGAAGUUUUUCAAGUCAAUGAGCCAAGAUUAUGGACUAACUCCUCUGCCGGAACACUAUGCUUGCAUGGUUGACCUGCUUGGGCGAACAGGUGAUGUGCAAGGAGCGGAACAAUUUAUUUAUGAUAUGCCCAUUGAGCCAGAUACAGUGAUUUGGAGUGCUCUUCUUGGGGCAUGCAAGAUUCACAAGAAUGCAGAAAUUGGUAAAAGAGCUGCUGAGAAACUCUUCAGAAUUGAGCCAUCGAAUGCUGGCAACUAUGUUAUGUUGUCAAAUAUAUAUUCUUCCCUAGGGAUGUGGGGUGAAGUUGCAGAGGUACGAAAAAUUAUGAAGCAACAAGGUGUGAUAAAAGAGCCUGGUUGCAGCUGGACACAGAUAAAAGACAAAAUGCACUCCUUUGUCACUGGCGAUAAGCAGCAUGAGCAGAUUGAAGAGAUAGUUGCUACCCUCGAAGAACUGUACACUUUGUUAAAGGCUACAGGCUAUGUGCCUGACACAGAAUUUGUUCUCCAUGACAUUGAUGAAGAGCAGAAGGAGAGCUCCCUUUUGUACCACAGUGAGAAGCUUGCUGUUGCUUAUUGCCUUCUUGCUACACCUAAGGGCAUGCCUAUACAGAUACUGAAGAACCUUAGAAUAUGUGGUGACUGUCAUACUUUUAUCAAGUUUGUAUCUCAUGUCACCAAGAGACAAAUUGACAUUAGGGAUGGAAAUCGGUUCCAUCAUUUUAGGAACGGUAGCUGCUCCUGUGAAGAUUUUUGGUGAUAUAUUUUGACUUCAGAUGUGAUAUUGGCAUAUUGCCACUUCAGAUGUUUUUAUUGAGUUGUAGAAUACAGAGCAGAUUGCAUUUUGGGUGCAAUGUUCAAAUGGUGAACAGUUCGCCAUGAGCCCUGGUAUUCCUGCCAUUGCCAUUCUCCACGUCACAACAUGAAUCGACACCUGGUGAGUGCCUAACAUAUUUGGCUAUCUAGUUUGCUUUUCAGGUAGUGAAUCUCUCUUGAACAGACAACUUUUAAAUCAAGGUCCAAUGAAAUGUUAAUUUAUGUUGGCACUGUGAUGUUUUAGUCAACAGUUAAUGUACUAGCAGCUAUCUCUGCUACCUCUUACAGGUGGCUCAGAAGAACAGCCAGCUAAUAGCUCACCUUGUAUGAGAUAUACUCAUCAUAGGGUAGGAUAUUUGGUCACUAACUUUACUUGUUGAAAUACAUCAACCGACAAAAACAUUUGUUGGUGACUCUGAACCUUGUUCGGUCUAUUUUGAGUCAGAUGAAAUGAAAGCAUGCAUUGUAACUUCUGGAGACCUUUGCCUGGAGCCUAACACUCGUCAGAGUUUGUGGCUUUUCAGACAUGUACUACGCCAAUAGAUUCCUGGGAUACAGAUCUUCUCUCAUGACAUGUGACUACUAAUGAUAUAAGGGAUACACUGAGAUGGUUACGGUGAAAAAAAGAAAAAGAAAAUGUUGACAACAUUCAGGAUCGUAGAGUUAAUCAGUUGUACACCAUGUCAGAUCAGAGCUGUAGGAGAUUUGAACACGAGAUUGCAGAGUCAUAUGGUGCAGGCCAAUGAGUGGAUGAAGACCCCGACAAAUGAUAAGUAUGUUUCAGAAUUUCCUUUGUCAUUGAAGAUACUGAGUUGAUGUAGGUUGUCACAGCCUCACAGGGGAGUUGGUUUGUGAUAGUGUUGUAAUUUGUGAGCUGGUAUACCCAGCAUUUUCUUUUUGGUUUUGUAAGAUCACAAAACCUAUAUUUUGCUUCCAGUUAAGCAAGAGCAUGACUUUUAUUAAAAAAAAACAGAGAGAGAGAGGAAGCGAUGGAAGGGUGUUGACUGCGUGUGUUGGUACAUCCAGGUAUUAUAGACAAGUUUGCAUGCUUAGAAUUAGUUGAUAGGUGAGUUGUUAUAUAUAGGAUAAAAUUGCUGAGUUGACAAUUUUAAGCAGAUGCAUCAGUCCUGCGUUUGUUUAAAUGUUGUUGACAGUUGCGUGCACGGGAUGAAUGAAUUAGAAGCUUACUCAAAGGUUUGAUGUUUAA